AGGUACGAUUAGAAGAACAUUGAAGGAAACAACGCAAUGUUUGGAGCUUUUCGACCUACGAACGUUAUGUCUGGCGGUCUUCUUUGGAAGAUCCCAUGGCGACUCUCCAAAUUCCAAAAGGCACGGCAGCGCAAACGUUUAAGGGCUGUCGAUUCGGUGGUUGCUACUGUGGAUAGAGCUUUGGCUGCUAAGGGGAUUACGACAAAGGCUGUGGAGAGGUGGAAGGAGGAAAUGCCUACGGAGCAGGAGAUGUUACCAAAAGAUAAAUACACAAUCUUUGAUCGCAAAGAGAAGAAAUAUAGGAAGGGAAUUCACAAGCUUCCUAAAUGGACGAGACUAUCACAACGACUCAAUCCUCCCGGUUAUUGAUAUGGAUAUAUUUGGAUGGACUCAAUGGAAAGAGUUCUCAUCGGAAGAAUUGAUGUACAAUAUGCAUUGAUGGCGUUUGGGAUAUGUGUAUACGAGAAAAAGGAUGAAAGGGCAUGAGUUCAGUGCUCUGGAAUGGCUAGAAUCC
Molecule: messenger RNA, 514 nt
Organism: Botrytis porri
Lineage: Eukaryota; Fungi; Ascomycota; Leotiomycetes; Helotiales; Sclerotiniaceae
Exons: 3
Coding region: 37-369 (110 amino acids)
Cellular component (GO): mitochondrial large ribosomal subunit
Molecular function (GO): structural constituent of ribosome
Source: RefSeq, a predicted model, not a curated record